Messenger RNA from Fusarium redolens, 1107 nucleotides. RefSeq lists its product as uncharacterized. Bases 1 to 1107 code for a protein of 368 amino acids. The transcript is spliced from 3 exons. Lineage: Eukaryota; Fungi; Ascomycota; Sordariomycetes; Hypocreales; Nectriaceae. The record is from RefSeq and is a predicted model, not a curated record.
AUGUCUGUCAAAGGUAUAAGAUCUACCCCUCAGGAUACAUCCACCAACAACUUCACAACUAUUAACAAGCCAUAUACAACUAUGACCGAAUCACUAAACCUACCACUUUCAGAAUUGGACCCUGUACACUAUCAGAGGCUUGAAGAUGACUAUUCAGCAUCACUCGCCAGGGAAUUAGGUCGGCCACCUCCAAUCAUCAACAACCCGCUUAGACUGUGUGGCCUCUCGAUCGACCACAAUCUCUUGCACCUAGAUGAUAGUAGGAAGAACCAUCUCCUUACGAUACACCUUCAGGGCCAUCAACAGUGGCUAGGCUACCUGUCUUGGAGACCAGAAGACGAGCAUCUUCACCCGUUUUGCGGUCUCGAAUGCCGAGGACUAGACCCACCUAACUUGAAGAGGCCUUGGCAUGUAGACAGUAAGAGUGGGGGUGUUGAGUCAACGGAGACCACCAGCGAGGGAACGAUGGAAUGGUCACCUACUGACGGUGUCGAUGACUACCGAGUUUAUCCCAGACGCCAAAUUUUACCUGAGCUCAGAGACCUAUCUGCUGACGACGUUAAGGAAAGACGCAUGCUGUAUCUCGACCCGGAAUCUCAUGAUCCGCGACAACACCCCCCGAAAGGUUGGGGACUACGUCCAUUGUGCCCAGCUACAAUCGAGCAAGGUUUCUCAGUCCUGGAAUACUGGCAUGUAGAAGAACGACAUUCACUCCACUACAUCAUGCUCCGUAAAUUCUCUGGAGACCACAACAUGGCACACAAGGAGGCACACCAGGAGGCCAGAAAUCGCGUCUUAGAAUAUUACUUCGAAGCGAAGAGACAGGCUAGCAGCGAGGAAACCACGGGACGGUCACCUACUGGAAGUGAUGACGCGUCCAGCCACCUAACAACUCAGGCUGAAGCUGAAACUGAAACUGGUAUGGAUAUAGAUUUACCAGAACCUACUGACGAAGAAGCUACUCAGACCCUAGUCGGUAGCAUAUCUAGCAAUGAGGUGAACAGUGAGCCUCAGGGAUUGAUACAGAGGUCUAAGAAACGUCAUUUUGAUGAUGACUAUGACAACUAUGAUGAAGCGAAUAAGCGAGCAAGAUUUGCAUAUUACUGA